CUCACAUUGGGUUUUUCUCCCAACUUAGGCAUCCUGCCAGGGUGACACUUCCUCCAAAUUUCCAGGUCCAGGCUGCCGGUAGGCAUCACAAAGAUCGAAGCAUCAGUGGCUCCUUAUCUGUACAUGCCUCAGGGAAGGAGCUGGCUCUGCUAGAGGCCAGCAUGAGCAGAGAGAACAGGAAGAGCUCCCAGGGAUGGGAUGCGAGUGUUCUCCUCCGACAAGUCAUCUUCACUGAUCCCAGGGCAGUGUGGCUACAGCUGUCCAGCAAGGUCACUCCAGCAAGGUUCUGGUUCUUUACUAAAAUGAUGAUCAGUCAGAACAGUGCCCAGCUGUUUUUCACAGGACUCAAGGAAGAGAAGGUGGGACCCAUCCUGUCCCUAAAGGGCAGAGUCCAGCAUAACAUUGACAGCUGGGGGGCUGUCCCAAAGCUCCUUGACCUCACUGGAUCUCUCAAACGGAAGAACUACAGCAAUGAGGGGAACUUCAGUAUCCUCAUUGAUGAUGCCAUGUUUGGGUUCCGUCUGAGGGACAAACACAUGUUGGGGAACAGCAGCGUGCAUAGCGUGACCUGUGUGAUGAUUCAGAACGGCAGUCAGGCCAUCCCUGAGGAGCUUAAGCUGAGGGGACAGCUGCAGACCCAGCCUGAUGGCUACCACGCCCAUGCCACCCUUCAUGCCGAUGAGACCACUUUGUCCUGGGCACAACCUGCAUCAUAGCUCCAGGGCAGAGGCAGCUCUCUGCCAAUCUGGCCCACAACAGUAACAUUUUAAGACAAUCAGGACUGCCCACCAAUGGAGCGAUUCUGUUCUCCCAUACCUACCUUGCUCCCAACCACAGGCUGACCCUGGGGCUGCAGAGCAAUGAAAGCCAUAUUGAUGCUGCCUUCAGAGUAGAAGUUCCUUCUGGGGAAUUCCCAGAGGCCCGGAUCACUGCAAACCUGAGCCACAACGUUGAGGACUUCAGGCAGCUUGGUAUCCCCUAUUUGGUCGAAGGAGACUGUUAUUACCAAAACUCUGGCUCCAGGCUGGUGGCUGGCAUGAAGGCUGGCUUGGAUGGCGAGCACCUUCGCGUGGCGCUGGAGAGGAAGAAGAAUGGAGGCCGUUCAGAGGAGGUGGUUCUGGGGCUGCAACACAGUGUGCCAGGACUCAGUGGUGUGGUGCCCUCCCGACUCCAGGUCAGCUGCAGCGGCGAAGCCUCCUCCAGCCAGCUUUCCGGCCACUGCAGUGGCGACGUCUCCCUCCGUCCGUUUGAGAGUCCAGCAGUGAUGUCCCUGAAUGGUUCCCUUCUGGCACAUGGCUGCAAGUCCAGCCUCAUUGGACACGUCUCUUCUGGUGAAGCCUUUACCCACAUCCACUUCCACACCUUCUGUGGUCUCCACAACCACUUGGAAGCUCAGCUUCAACAUUCAUGGCCUCUACUCAAGCAACUGGGAAUUGCCAGAGAGAACCUCAUCAGAGUGUCAACUACAGGAGGGGAUGCACCAAGGGCACGGCUUGAAUUGACUACAGGCCCAUGUUCUAUGAUGGCAGACGGAGAUGUCAGGACAGAAAGCAACACCACUCAGACCAACUGGACGCUUUCUUUGGGGAACCAUUGCCCUAUAUUAGAGAAAGCAGGCUUUCCACAGAGCCUGGCCACCAGGGGCUCCCUCAGGGUUGGGCCCUGUAAUGGUGACCUCACCAUGGCCCUCCAGAGUGAUGAAGGAGAUGCCCAGGUGCACUUAGCAACUUCUUGUAGACAAAAACCCUUGGUGCAAGGAAGCCUGCACCACUCUUUCAGGCCUCUGAGCCGCCUGGGGCUGCCCCCCAGCAGUGCCAUCCACCUGCAGGCAGGGUUGGGCCCUGCCUCACAAAGCUCCUUGACUCUCCAAGUUGGGCAGUGUCGGCUUCAGGGCAGAAUGGAGCUCCAGCCCAGGAACAGAACCCAGUGGGUACUGGAGACAGAGUCGGAUUGUGAGCUACUGCAGGACCUUGGAAUCCCCACCCUGAUGCACCUCAAUGGAUCAGCUCAGGUUGCCGGCUGUCAGGUAAAGCUGCUCUGCACCCUACUGGCCGGUGGCCAGGCAGCCUUCUUGGAACUCAGGGGAGCAUGUCAACCACAUCUCACCAUCCGGGCCAUAUUCAGACACACCUUACCAGCACUCUGGGCCAUUCCAGAGGAGACCAAGUUAUCUUUUCAAGCUGGAAAACAGACUAAGUUCCAGCUGGACCUGAAGCUGAGAUCAGGAACCUGUGAAAUCCAAGCCAAUGGGGAUCUGCAGCUGGAGAAAAAGUUCCAGUGGAGAGGCCUGGUGGAGAAUUCCUGCAAAGUGCUGCAGGCUCUUGGGGCCCCGGGUCGGAUUGAUGGCUCAGGCUAUGUGGUAGUGAACAGUAUGGAUCUGGAUGCCCAGGUGUUGGUCACUGUAGAUGACAGCACCCUGCGAGGCCUUCUCAUCCUGAAGGCCACUGAGACACACCAAGAACUAGACAUGCUGUUUACCCACAACCUCCCUGAGGCUCUCCACUUUGGCAUCCCAGCUCAGACCCUAGUGGAUGUGACCACAGUGAGAAGUAACAAUAGUUACAGGCGUACCAUCCGGUUUGGCAUGGACAGCAAGCAGAUUUCUGAAGAGCUCAGCUUCACUCAACAAUCAGACUAUAUUUCCCUCAACUACAAAAUCCGACACAAUGUCCCAACAUUGCAGGCAUUGGGGGUGGAAGACAAGAUAGACUUGCAGGUCUCUCUGGACCACCAAGCAGUCAAGAACUUGAGUGGCAGGGCCCAAUACGGCUCAGGCAUCAUCAUCUUUGGAGGCCAAAGCCAGAGCACCGCAGUCAGACAUUCCUGGUCUGGUACCCUCUGGCACAACUGGCCUGUGUUGUUGCGGUGUGGACUCCCAGAAUCACUUCAGGUUAGAAUGUACCUUCAAGGGACCAGUUCCAACAUUGACAGCUCUGUGAACAUUCUGGUGGGGCAGACGUCUCUCAACUAUACCAUGAGCUGUUCUUAUACCAGACGGCGAAUGGCAUUCUCCUGCUGGAGUAGACAUAACAGCAGGGCUCUGAGGCAAGGGACUGGCUACCCAGAGGUGGUUGGCCUCACUGUAGUGCUACAGGCACAAGAAACCCAGACCCAGGGCAGCGUGGACAUCCAGGGAGGAGACAGGACAGUCAGUGUGGAUGUGGCAGCUCUGACGGCCUUGGAACUAAAUGGGACCCUCGAGCUUGCGGCGCACCUCCGACACACGGUGCCAAUUCUCAGGCAGCUGGGCCUGCCCUUCACAACCCAGUUGUUAUUCCAGGAAAUCCUUGCGGCCAGUGAAAUGAAAACAUCCUUGGAGGUGACCUGUGAGUCUGAAACAAGUCUUCUCAUUCACGUGAGGGGAAGGAAUCAACCACUCAGCAAAGAACUGCAUGUUACCAGCCAACAACAUCUCUCCUUCCUCCUGAACCACUUCCCUAGGAGAGCCAAGCUUUCCACCAAGGUAAGUUACUCCAUGAGUGAAACCAAAAGCAUGAUUGCCGUUGACCUGGAAAAGCACCAUUUCCACGUGGCCACAAAGCUGACAUUUACUGCAUCCAACCUCACUCAAGUGACUGAGCUGAUGCAUACAAUUCCCCAGCUCAAAAUGAUCCCCUGGGAAAUGGUGCUCAUGACCACGUAUCAGAAAGCCAACGGGACAAGAAACAUCCAACAGUUCAUACUUUGGGAUGGCCAGGAGUUCAAGUUCAUUGGCAGCUACACAGGGCUCUUUCCCAAGUUCUCCAGGAGCGAGCGCAUACAGGUGGAACUUGUCCAUCCUCUCUCCAUCCCUUUUCCUCAGCAUUCCAAGAUCACUGUGACCCUGCUACACUCAGUUCAGAGCCACCAAGAUAAUCUAGUCAUAGAAUGGAACAGCAAGGAGCAGGUGGUGCUGUCCUCCUCUCUAAAGCUGGGGAAGGAUCAGGUGCAUGGCCAGGUGGUUUUUGCUCAUCCCUUCAACCUAUCCUGGAGCCACAUGGAAGCCAGGGGCCUGGCAGAGAAGAGGGGCAGAAAGUACAGCCAACAGGUACAACUUGCCUGGAAUAGAGGGAAGCCCAUCAACUUCCAGUUUUCCUGGGCAGACAGGUCGGAGCUACCAUCACCAGCUGGGAAGGCUGUCUCACUGCAUCCUCAGGACAGCUCCAGAAAUUCCUGACCCUGGGCAAUGUCAAGGCCUGUGGAUCUGUAACUCAGACUGCAGCGGUGUUCAGCGAGCAUCUUGAUCUGUCCUGGGACAGCCAGAAAGUCAAACAGAAUCUGAAAUAUGAGAGACACCGGCCACUCCAGUUGGAUAGACUCCAUGCAGAAGUGGCUCUAGAGAAUAUCUUCUUGACCUCCUGCCCCAAGCAAAACUUCCUGGGAGAAAUAGAAACUAACUACUUCAACCAUCUCAGCCAUUCUCUCAGACUGGGACUCUGUAAU
Messenger RNA from Phascolarctos cinereus (koala), 4422 nucleotides. NCBI's taxonomy places the organism in Eukaryota, Metazoa, Chordata, Mammalia, Diprotodontia, Phascolarctidae. The record is from RefSeq and is a predicted model, not a curated record.